CCCGGCCCCGCGGGCGACCCCGGCCCCACGGUCCCGAGAGCCUGCGCCCUCCUCUAGGGCCCGGCCGACCGGCGGCCCGGUUGUUGGGUGCAUUGACGCAAGUUGACUUUUAUGCAAGUAACUGCAGCCAUGACCAAGUGGUAGGAGCAGCAUCCUGGACCUUGGAGCCAGUUCAGCAUGACGGAAGAAGCAUGCCGGACACGGAGUCAGAAACGCACGCUUGAACGGGACCCGGCAGAGGACGAUGCGGAGAGCAAGAAAAUAAAGAUGGAGAGAGGCUUGUUGGCUUCAGACUUCAACACUGACGGAGCCUCGAGGGUCACACCUGAACCGGGAGCGGGCCCAGCCCCAGCACUGCUGAGGGCACCAGAAGUGACUGUGUCUGGCCGAGGUGAAGGGCCAGCUGGCGACGGGCCUGUGGAUAUGCGCACCUCGCACAGUGACGUGAAGUCCGAGAGGAGGCCGCCCUCACCCGACGUGAUCGUGCUCUCCGACAACGAGCAGCCCGCGAGCCCGCGUGUGAAUGGGCUGACCAAGGUGGCCUUGAAGGAGACCAGCACCGAGGCCCUUCUGAAGAGCAGCCCCGAGGAACGAGAAAGGAUGAUCAAGCAGCUGCAGGAGGAGCUGCGGUUGGAAGAAGCAAAGCUCGUGCUGUUGAAGAAGCUGCGCCAGAGUCAGACACAGAAGGAAGCCCCCGCCCAGAAGCCCGUAGGCUCCACCGGGAGCGCUGUGACCACCCCUCCCCCGCUCGUGCGGGGCACCCAGAACAUUCCCGCAGGCAAGCCAUCCCUUCAGACCUCCACGCGGAUGCCCGGCAGCGUGAUCCCACCGCCCCUGGUUCGGGGCGGGCAGCAGGCGUCCUCGAAGCUGGGGCCGCAGGCGAGCUCCCAGGUCGUCAUGCCCCCCCUCGUCAGAGGGGCCCAGCAAAUCCACACCAUCAGACAACAUUCCAGCAGCGGGCCGCCGCCCCUCCUCCUGGCCCCUCGGGCCUCCGUGCCCAGCGUGCAGAUCCAGGGCCAGCGGAUCAUCCAGCAGGGACUCAUCCGUGUGGCCAACGUCCCCAAUACCAGCCUGCUGGUGAACAUCCCACAGCCCACCCCGGCAUCGCUGAAGGGGACGUCGGCCGCCUCCGCUCAGGCCAACUCCACGCCCACCAGCGUGGCGUCGGUGGUCACGUCCGCUGAGUCUCCGGCCAGCCGGCAGGCGGCUGCCAAGCUCGCGCUCCGCAAACAGCUGGAGAAGACGCUGCUCGAGAUCCCCCCGCCCAAGCCCCCCGCGCCGGAGAUGAACUUCCUGCCCAGCGCCGCCAACAACGAGUUCAUCUACCUGGUGGGCCUGGAGGAGGUGGUGCAGAACCUGCUGGAGACCCAAGCAGGCAGGGUGCCGGCCGCUGUCGCCGUGUCCCGGGAGCCCUACAUGUGCGCGCAGUGUAAGACGGACUUCACCUGCCGCUGGCGCGAGGAGAAGGGCGGGGCCGUCAUGUGCGAGAGCUGCAUGACGUCCAACCAGAAGAAGGCGCUCAAGGUGGAGCACACGAGCCGGCUCAAGGCCGCCUUCGUGAAGGCCCUGCAGCAGGAGCAGGAGAUGGAGCAGCGGCUGCUGCAGCAGGGCGCCAGCCCCGCGCCGGCCAAGGCCGAGCCCACCCUGAAGCAGGUCGUAAAGCCCCGGCGUAAGUUGGCGUUCCGCUCGGGAGAGGCCCGCGACUGGAGUAACGGGGCCGUGCUACAGGCCUCCAGCCAGCUGUCCCGGGGCUCGGCCGCAGCAGCCCGCGGCGUCCUGCACACGUUCAGCCCGUCACCGAAGCUGCAGAACGCAGCCUCCGCCGCGGCCCCGGUCAGCAGGGCCGGCAGACAUUCCGAGAGAGCCACGGGCACCGGCAAGGGCAGCGCCCCCUCCAACUGGAAGAAGUCGGCCCUCAGCACAGGCGGGACCCUCACGUUUGUGAGCCCGGGCUUGGUGCACAAGACGUCCUCGGCCGUGGACCGCCAGCGAGAGUACCUCCUGGACAUGAUCCCGCCGCGCUCCAUCCCCCAGUCGGCCACGUGGAAGUAGUGCCAGGCCCGGUAGAGGGCAGCUCCCUGCUCCGGCCCGCGGGCCCCCUCCGCUCGCUCAGGAAGACACCAGGCUCGCCCGGAGAGCAGGCGCCGG
This is a messenger RNA of Lepus europaeus (European hare), 2148 nucleotides long. RefSeq names its product GATA zinc finger domain containing 2A (gene GATAD2A). Gene Ontology annotation, cellular component: NuRD complex. Gene Ontology annotation, molecular function: sequence-specific DNA binding. Bases 178 to 2052 code for a protein of 624 amino acids. The record is from RefSeq and is a predicted model, not a curated record. The transcript is spliced from 13 exons. Gene Ontology annotation, biological process: negative regulation of transcription by RNA polymerase II. Lineage: Eukaryota; Metazoa; Chordata; Mammalia; Lagomorpha; Leporidae.